This is a messenger RNA of Suillus subaureus, 1356 nucleotides long. RefSeq names its product cytochrome P450. The transcript is spliced from 16 exons. The record is from RefSeq and is a predicted model, not a curated record. Gene Ontology annotation, molecular function: monooxygenase activity; heme binding; iron ion binding. Bases 1 to 1356 code for a protein of 451 amino acids. NCBI's taxonomy places the organism in Eukaryota, Fungi, Basidiomycota, Agaricomycetes, Boletales, Suillaceae.
AUGGCUCAUCGUAGAAGUCCAUUUAUACGCCGCAGUGGUUUGGGCUGUGAGCGACUUGAGUAUAGACAUUUCCGCAUUACAUCUACACUUAUGCUUGACUUCAGUUACCCCGUCGUCCUUGUUCUUUUUGUGUUCUCCAUCUUGGUUGAGCGGUACAUCAAGAAGAAUAAAGACAAUCCAGCAGGUCUACCUUUACCCCCUGGGCCCCCACGACUUCCUAUUGUCGGAAACUUGUUUGGUUCUAAAGACUUAGGAGCACAGUGGUUGACAUAUGCAGAAUGGGGCAGAAAAUAUGUAUUGAUGGUCAAGUUAAUGGACUGGAGCUUCAAUGUGGGGUUUAUUCCAUAUGGUCCUUCAUCCAUGCACCAGGCAUUGAAUCCCCAGGCCAUGCUUUCCUACCAGGGCCUCCAGCUCAGCAAGGUCCAUCAAAUGAUCCGCAACAUCUUAGUUAUUCCACAUGAAAUGGAAGCUCACCUGCGAACAUUCACGGCGUCAACGAUCAUGCAAGUCGUGUACGGUUAUGAAAUGGCUCCGCAGGACGACUUAUUUGCUUCCAUCGCCGAUCGGGCCAGCGAGAUGCUCACAAAUUCUUUUUUCCCUGGUGCUGCAUUGGUCAAUACGUUCCCUAUGUUCCAAUACUUGCCGGAAUGGUGCCCAGGAGCAGGCUUUAAAAACUUACACGCUAAUGGCACGGCGCCACAAUCGAUAGUGUCCCAGAUGAUACAAAAACACGAGGAAGAAGCCGUGAUCAAAGCAGUUGCAGGUACAACAUACGCAGCCGCUGUUGAGACCUCAUCAUCAGCGCUGUCAGCUUUCAUGAUGGCAAUGAUUAUGUUCCCUGAGGUGCAAAAGACAGCUCAAGCAGAGAUUGAUCACGUCACUGGAGGCACCAGGAUGCCUGAUUUUGGCGACAGGGAGUCCAUGGUUUAUCUCGAAGCCACGUAUCGCAAAGUCUUGCGAUGGUGCCAGGUCACGCCACUGGGGGUACCUCACAUGACAACAGAGAGUGAUGUGUACAACGGAUAUUUUAUUCCCAAAGACACGAUUGUCUUUGCCAAUAUAUGGUUCAUGCCUGAGCGUUUCAUUCAGGAAGACGGAACACUUUCUGACGACCUCGGACAGCAACAAUUCGGAUUCGGAAGACGGAUUUGUGUUGGGAAGUAUCUCGCCGAGGCAUCGGUUUGGAUCGCUAUGGUGUCCAUUCUCGCUGUGUUCGACGUGAAGAAGGCAAUGGAUGAGUUUGGGGGUGAAAUCGACAUCACCCCUCAGUACACGCCAGGUGUGAUUAUGUCACAGAAGGCAGUAGCAAUGGUCCAACCUGCUCCAUCUUCGACGGGUUGUGGGUUACUAGCGUGA